CCUUAUUAUUUGGAUUCAUGUGACAGUUAAGGUUAGCCAAAAACAAGUCAGUUGGCAGCACCUAUUUCAAUGUUCGAGUCGGCCGGCCGGAAUUUAGCUGGACUUUUUCGUUAUCGCAGCAUUUCAACUACCUGCGCCAGAAUGGCAAGUGAGGUAGAAAAGGCGCAGAGCGCAGCCGCAUCCGAAGACACCAUAUUCGGCAAGAUUUUACGCAAGGAAAUUCCAUGCAAAUUUAUCUACGAAGACGACAAAUGUGUGGCCUUCAAUGAUGUUGCACCCCAAGCGCCGACCCAUUUCUUGGUCAUACCACGCAAGCCGAUUGCGCAGCUCUCCACAGCCGAGGAGGGAGACGGCGAGCUCUUGGGCCAUUUGUUGAUGGUCGGGCGGAAGGUGGCCAAGGAACAGGGCUUGGAGAAGGGCUAUCGUGUGGUCAUCAACAACGGACAGCACGGCGCCCAAUCUGUCUACCAUUUGCAUUUGCACUUCCUGGGCGGUCGCCAAAUGCAGUGGCCACCCGGCUAAUUUCAACGUUGCCUUGAAUCAACCCAAAUAAAAACAAUUUGAAGAGAAAUAAAUACAGCUUAUUCAAAUUAAAA
This is a messenger RNA of Drosophila mojavensis, 596 nucleotides long. RefSeq names its product histidine triad nucleotide-binding protein 1 (gene HINT1). The record is from RefSeq and is a predicted model, not a curated record. Gene Ontology annotation, cellular component: cytoplasm; nucleus. Gene Ontology annotation, biological process: purine ribonucleotide catabolic process. The transcript is spliced from 3 exons. Gene Ontology annotation, molecular function: hydrolase activity. The coding region runs from base 70 to 522 and encodes 150 amino acids. NCBI's taxonomy places the organism in Eukaryota, Metazoa, Arthropoda, Insecta, Diptera, Drosophilidae.